GUGAUAGUCUGUUUCAGAAACCAUCGUAGUUUCUUCUAUUUUUUUAAGCGUCGCUUUAAAAUCCAGAUGGUUUUCAGGUCUCCGCUUGAUUUUUUGUCAGCUUCCCGCCUCCUGCUGCCCCACUUUGCAGAAGGGGCCCCUCACCUGCCCCGUUCACGGUCCCCAGAGGACCCCCAGGCGGCCGCCCCUCCCCUAACCUUCCCGGGACUCUGCUUCUCCGCAUCGCAGAUCGCCAGCGUGUGCGAGACCCUGGAGGAGACCGGGGACAUCGAGCGGCUGGCCCGCUUCCUCUGGUCCCUGCCGGUCACCGCCGACGGCCGCGACUCCAUCUCCGAGCACGAGUCGGUGCGGCGCGCGCGCGCCGUAGUGGCCUUCCAUACGGGGAGUUUCCGCGAGCUGUACCGCAUCCUGGAGACACACCGCUUUACGCGCACGUCGCACGGGAAGCUGCAGGCCAUGUGGCUGGAGGCUCACUACCGGGAGGCGGAGAAGCUCCGGGGGAGGCCGCUGGGACCUGUUGACAAGUACCGGGUCAGAAAGAAGUUCCCGUUACCAAGGACUAUCUGGGACGGAGAGCAGAAAACGCACUGCUUCAAGGAGCGCACGAGAGGGCUGCUGAGAGAGUGGUACCUGCAGGACCCGUACCCAAACCCGGGGAAAAAACGGGAGCUGGCGCACGCAACCGGACUGACACCGACCCAGGUUGGGAACUGGUUCAAAAACAGGAGACAGAGGGACCGUGCGGCGGCGGCUAAAAACAGGUUGCAGCACCACCACGUCUGCACGGAUGGUUCCCGCCCACUGAGUGGAGGAGACUGCAGUCCAGACGGCAGCGCAGAGCGCGCAGAUGGAGAAACUUUCCUCUCAGUCACAGACAGUGACUCAGACCUGGAUGUUUGAAAGUUUGGUUGAUAUAUAUAAAAAUGGACAUAUAAAGGAUUGUUAGACUGUUGUGAGAUAUCACUGAGAAAAGGGGCUAGAGUGCCUUGCAAAGGUACUCAUUGGUUCACAUUUGGUCACACUUCAACCUCAAACUUCCAUGUAUUUCCUUGGGAUUUUGUGAGCUUGUUCAUUUAAACAUCUGGUUGUAUGUUUAAGGCCACCAUCCUGCUGAUGGUGGAUAUGUUCUGCCCUUGAAUCUUUCAGUCUAUAACAGGCUUCAUUCCUUCCAUGACUGUUCUGUAUUUGGCUGCAUUUCUUCUCUCACCAGCGUCUCUCAUUGUUAAACCUGACCCCAUAGCAUUAUGCGGCCACCACUAUGCUUCACCCAGGGGGCAAAGUGCUCAGGAUUAUUUCCAAUGAUCGAUGAAAGGUAUGGUUGCAUUAAGAAGGAACUUCAUGUAAGAAAAAUAGAUCAGAGUCAUUGCUGGAAAGAUGGUUUAGGGCAUGACAGAAUAUCCUUUAUACAGAAGGAUGAAAGAUUAUGACUUUUAUCUGCCUAUUUGUUUAUUUCCGACGACAGCCAAUGAUAAUAGACCCCUCUGAUAACUCAAAUUAGAGGAAGCAGAAUAAUCCUGCUGGACCUCAGAUGGAGUCUGAGUUUUUUGGACUGAAACCUGCGGGAGACUGUUUAUCAUUUUGUGUGAUUUCCUGAACGAAACCAUUUUUUACAAAGAAACCUGGACCACACUGGACAACUGUUGUAGACAAUCAUUCAGAAAUGAUCAAAUCCUACCUCCUUGUCUGCCUGUUUUUGUUUUUACCAUAAAGUUGGUUUUCCUGUUUGCCUUUAACCUCAGCUCUAUUUAAUGCAGUUUGUGUGAAGCUCUGCCAUGGCCUACUCCUUGUUCAAUUUGAUGCUAACA
Cyprinodon variegatus (sheepshead minnow) is the source of this 1805-nucleotide messenger RNA. RefSeq names its product homeobox protein SIX3 (gene six3b). The transcript is spliced from 2 exons. Gene Ontology annotation, biological process: regulation of transcription by RNA polymerase II; eye development. Gene Ontology annotation, cellular component: nucleus; transcription regulator complex. Gene Ontology annotation, molecular function: DNA-binding transcription factor activity, RNA polymerase II-specific; RNA polymerase II cis-regulatory region sequence-specific DNA binding. The record is from RefSeq and is a predicted model, not a curated record. NCBI's taxonomy places the organism in Eukaryota, Metazoa, Chordata, Actinopteri, Cyprinodontiformes, Cyprinodontidae. Bases 67 to 900 code for a protein of 277 amino acids.